Messenger RNA from Choloepus didactylus (southern two-toed sloth), 2299 nucleotides. It is a transcript of the gene CCDC198, whose product is annotated as coiled-coil domain containing 198. The coding region runs from base 169 to 1053 and encodes 294 amino acids. The transcript has 6 exons. The record is from RefSeq and is a predicted model, not a curated record. NCBI's taxonomy places the organism in Eukaryota, Metazoa, Chordata, Mammalia, Pilosa, Megalonychidae.
CCUCCCAGGGAGUGGCCAGUGGGGUUAGUGCCUGGUGAAAUAGAGCUAGAAAGAGAUGAAGGAAUGACUGUUUUGUAAAUCCAGGAAAAACUUAGAGGAAAGCUUCUGAAAACAAGCUACGUGAGAGGUCCCAAACCACUUCCCUUGGAGUUCUCCUUUGAAUGUGAAAUGGGCCUGAGCCACUCUAAGGCUCACCCUAGGGUGACAAAAGUAGUGCCCUUGCAAAACAAAGAGGAAGAAACCUCCUCAGCCUGCGCCGUGGACUUUGCAUUCCAUCAGAAUCUGGAAGAAAAGAGUUUAUAUUCCCUUGCGAGACUGCAGGACCAGAAUAAAGCUUUGGAAGUGCAGCUGCCACCUCUACGAGAGACGUGGUAUGGAAGAUAUUCUGCAGUGCCCAGGGCCAUGUAUUUUGACAUUCCACGGGAAGAGGGAGAAACCAGUAUUAUUAAAAGGCAUCCACCCAGAAGACCUCAAAAGCUUGAACCCAUUGACCUGCCACAAGUAAUUACUUCUGGAAGUCUCCUGAGCCAGCAAGAAGCUGGGAAAACACAAGAAACAAAGCAGGAACUGGAAAAGAAGAUGCAAACUCCAGCAUAUAUCUCUGGGAAAAGGCAAUAUUUACAUAAGAUGCAAAUGUUGGAAAUGAACCGUAAAAGACAAGAGGCCCAAAUGGAAUUGAAGAAAAAUCUUCACAGAGAGGUGAGAAUUAAUAAGCAAAAACUGAGAGAACAUAAAACCAAGAAAAUCCUUCAAAAUGUCCCAAGAAAUGAUGACCACAGCCUUCUAACUGUGUUGCCUGAUGAAACUUUGAACAGAGGAAAUUCAUGGGAUGCAGAACUUUUUGAAAAUCAAGCAGGGAAUGAAUACUGUCCACAGAAAAUUGGCAAAAUGGAAACAUGGUUCUGUGAACAAGCGACCCAAAGACGGCUUCCCUGGGACAGCUGUAGCUCUGACUCAGACGAGAGGGGAGAAGAUGAGAAGAAACCACGAGUGCUUGUGAGGACCAGGACAGAGAGAAUCCCACUUUUUGAUGAGUUUUUUGAUCAAGAAUAAGACUGUCGUUCACUACUCUAGAUACUGAGUGCACUGAAAGCUUGCUUUUCCGUAAAAAUUCUUCUAAUGUAUGAAUUAUUCUGAGGAAACCAACUCACUUUCUUUGGUAAAAAGAAAUGAUUUCAGAUUGUAGGAAGAUGGCAGAGUAGGAAGCUUCAAGAAUCAGACCUUCCACCAAAACAUCUACUGAACUGGCAGGAACUGUCUGCAUCACCUAUUUGGAGACUCUGGACUCCAGUAGAACACUGUGCAGCAUCCAAGGAAAAGCAGGAAGAAGAGGCUGGUAAAUUGAGAUAAAUACUGGUGAAUUUCACCCUCUGAGCAGUGGCGGGCAGCAGUGGGGUCCACAGCCGAGCUCCUGGUGCAGCUUGCUGGUGCCAGGGUGGGAUAUAAAGACUUAGUCAUCCAAAAUCCAAGGUUGGGGGGUCUGAUUGCUGAUCACUGCCUUUCAUCAACUACUUUAGCUCGCUGGGGCCAGGUCUAAGGGCACCCAUUGUCACAUUCCCCUCCAGGCAAAUGCAGUAAAAGAGUCUGGUAGACUACCCUUCCUCAAAAUUGUGUAAAACAUUAAAGGGUUGCAGUAACUGGGCUAGUGCUGAAUCCAGAAAACACAGUUUUAAAAGUGGUAGGAGAUGCAUCUGGGCACCUGCUGACCCCUCUCCUGCUCCCGGCCUGGUGCAGUGUGAAGCCAGCCUGUACUCCCGUCAUGGGUCCUGGCCCUGUUCUGGUGGGAGAAGAGUAACCCCUAUGGGCAUUCUGCAAUGCCUGUAUGUUGGCGCCCAUUAAUCAGAAGGCAGCCUGAAAGACUGACAAGGGAUAGUCUUCUCAAGUUUGCCCAACCAGAACUGCCCUCUAGGCAGAAGCUGCUUGGGACAGCUAAAGCAGCCUGGGGCAAAGGUUUAUCUGCUUCAAGUCAUACAAUAGAGUACACAGGAGAGGAACAAAGUCUGUUUCAUGAGGAGCAGGGGGGACAUUCAAGGUCACUAGCAAGCAUGAGCCCAGGACCAGAAACAGACUUAUAAAAGACAGAGAGGACCUGUGCUUAGCAUUUGCCUCAGGCUGAUCUUCUUGAUAUGAGGGCUAAACUCUGAAGGAAAACACCAGCCAAGGCAGAGCCAACUUGCCAAGACUGUGAAAGGUGCUUCUUGCCUUUGUUUCUUUUUGUUACUUUCUGGCACUCAAGGAAAUCUCUGUCAUACCACUAGCUGGAUACAACUUAGGGAACAGACAGCUCAAGGGCUAAAUC